AUGCUCCUAUAUAAACCCGGGAUUGUGACGGCUAUUGUCGUCGCCGGGGCAUUAUCUCGAGAGAUCUCCGUUGAAACAGCGCACGAUGCGAUUGAUCAAGAGAACUGGGAGGCUGCAGCCGCCAAAGCCAUGAAUCUUAUCAGCAAGUUGAACCUGACCGAGAAGGCUUCCCUGGUCACCGGAACAGCCAAUGGAAACUGCAUUGGAAAUCUUGCGCCCAUUGAUCGAGUCGACUUCGGUGGUCUCCGUUUGUCUGAUGGCCCACAGGGUCUGCAUCUUGCAGAUAUGGCAAGUGUAUUUCCGUUAGGGCUGACUGUCGCGGCGACAUGGGACAGAGAACUGAUUGCGCGGCGAGGAGCUGCCAUGGGGGCCAAGUUCCGUGACAAAAGCGCCAAUGUUAUGCUGGGUCCUUCGACAGGCCCUUUAGGACGCAGCUCGUGGGAGGGGUUUUCCCCCGAUACUUACCUCUCUGGUGUUGCCAUGCAGGCAACCAUCCGCAGUGCUCAAGCUGUCGGUGUGCAGGCCUGUGCCAAGCACUUUAUUGGAAAUGAACAAGAGACUCAUCGAACCAAUUCUCAGGUUGAUGGUGUGGAUGUUGCUGCCGCUUCUGCGAAUAUUGAUGACCGCACUCUUCAUGAACUCUAUCUUUGGCCAUUUGCAGACGCAGUCAAAGCUGGCGUUUCAUCAUUCAUGUGCAGCUACAACCGAGUCAACAUGACAUAUUCCUGCGCGAAUGAACCUAUUCUCAACCAGAUCCUAAGAGACGAGUUGGGGUUUAAAGGAUAUAUGAUGUCAGAUUGGUUUUCAACACAUUCCGGCGCCAAGGACAUCAAUGCAGGCCUUGAUCUGAAUAUGCCCGGCUUCACUUCCUGA
Molecule: messenger RNA, 873 nt
Organism: Aspergillus affinis
Lineage: Eukaryota; Fungi; Ascomycota; Eurotiomycetes; Eurotiales; Aspergillaceae
Product: beta-glucosidase
Exons: 3
Coding region: 1-873 (290 amino acids)
Biological process (GO): glucan catabolic process
Molecular function (GO): beta-glucosidase activity
Source: RefSeq, a predicted model, not a curated record